AUGACAAAGAUAUCCGAUCUUUCGCGUGAUUUGGUAGAGGAGAUACUGUGUAGGGUUCGUAUAACUUCUAUAGGGGCAGCAAGAUCCACUUGCAAACUAUGGAACGCUUUAUUCAAAGAUGAGAACUUUACAAAGCACAGUGGUACGACAUCAGCCAAGGAGAUUAUGUUCAUCAUGAUCCGUGGUUGUAGGGCUCAUUUAAUGAGCGUCAAUCUCCAUGAAAGUUAUAACCACAAAGUCUUGGUAGAUUUAUCUAUAAAGGAGAUAGGUAAACUUAACCAAGUGAAUAUCAUUGAAAUGCUUCAUUGCGAUGGUUUAUUGUUAUGCGUCACUGCAGAUCUUUCGAGGCUCCUGGUUUGGAACCCGUCCGGAACAAUCAGGUGGAUCCACCAACCCAAAAAGAACAAUUUCCAUAUAUUAGACAGGUUUGCUAUCGGAUACGACAACAACAACCGCAACGUCAAAGUCUUGAGGUUUUACUUUUACUGUUGGAAUCCCAACAGCCACAUUGAGUAUGAAAUCUUUGACAUUGAGUCUAAUUCAUGGAGGAAGCUCCUUGAUGUCACUACCGACUGGAGAAUACAUCGUAGGAGUGUGUCCUUUAAGGGAAAUACUUACUUUAUUGCUCAUGUAAGAUUGCAAGUAGAAGAAGGAGAAUUUUUACGUUGUUUUGAUUUUACAAGUGAGAGAUUUGGACCGCGUCUCCCUCUGCCGUUUCACUCUCGUCUUGACGAUUCGGUAAUUCUAUCUACUGUUGGAGAAGAGAAGCUUGCAGUGUUAUUUAAGAAGUCUGAUGAAUGUGAGAUUGGAAUAUGGAUUACCACUAUGAUUGAGCCCAAUACAAUGACGUGGAGCAACUUGCUUAAAGUUGAUGUUGAACUAUACAUCGAAAGAUUUAGGUUUCCACAUGGGAGUUUCUUGGUCGACGAGAAGAAGAAAGUAGCAGUGGUUUUUGAUACACAUAGAAAAACGUGGACCAACUACAAACCUUACAUGGUUAGAGAGAAUGGACACUACAAAGAAGUGGAUUUCAAAGAAUCUAACCGUUGUGGAUGUUCAUGUGCUCUUAUGUUCCAAGUUUAA
Messenger RNA from Camelina sativa (false flax), 1083 nucleotides. The record is from RefSeq and is a predicted model, not a curated record. Lineage: Eukaryota; Viridiplantae; Streptophyta; Magnoliopsida; Brassicales; Brassicaceae.